GUUGGUUGCAUGAGAUCUGAAAGCGAAAAGCAACCAAACAACAACGAUCGUGAUUUCAGCUGGAGAUUCGAGAUCAGUUUUGCACCGACCAAGGUGUUGUCAGCAACUAGGAAUUGCUCAAGUUUCAUAACAGAUUUAGGUGUUCAUUGACAGUAAUCACUAUGGCUAAGAAGGGGAAGAAAGUGCAGGCAUCAUCGGGCAAAAAAACGAAAAAGGGCGUUAUAUAUGUUGGACAUGUACCUCGGCCAUUUGUGGAGAGAGGUCUGGUGAAGUUUUUCUCUCAGUUCGGCGAGGUCACGAGAGUCAAGCUAGCUAGAAGCAAAAAGACUGGCAAUCCGAAAGGCUAUGCAUUUAUCGAGUUUAAGAGCAGUGAAGUCGCCGAGAUUGCUGCAGAUACAAUGAAUGGAUACUUGAUGUGUGGCCGUGUAUUGAAAUGUAAUGUUGUGUCAGAGGUCAAGCCAGGCUUGUUUAGAGGUUUCAAAAAUCCUUAUCACCGCAUGCCACGGCGGGCCACAGCAAUUGCUGAAUACAACAAACCCAAGACACGUGAGCAGCACGCCAAGCAGGUUAAGCGCCUCGUUGACCGGACGAAGCGGAAACGUGCCAAGCUCGCGGAACUCGGUGUAAACUACACAUUUCCAGAUGUUCAUGUACAGAAGGCCACGCGGGUCGUGUUUGAUGAAUAAAGCACGAUUCACAAUAAUUAUGCUGUGGCUUGCUUGUCUCCAUCCUCUCUGCAUGUACAAGUACUAGGAUCAAGCACAGUGGGAUCUAUUGCUCUUGAUCGUGUGAAGAUCCCUACUCUGCAUGGAUACAUGUGCAAAGUACUGGUAACCUGGACAGCUUUUGGAUGGUCGUUCGUCACACACGGAAUGGACUGUUGGUUGGUAGACUGCCAGUGCACUGUGAGUCAGCCGAUGUGGCCGGAUCGUACCGCAGUGUGUUACUGGUUUUCAACGGUGCGCUUUCCUGAUGUCGCCGACCCACUGCGAUCGUGGUACUCUUCAACGGUAGCCGGCCGUGCUGUGCUUGCUACAUGUCCUGCCCAACGGGACAAGGGCUGCGCAAAGCUCUGCUAUGGCAUAAGCCAUAACCCCGGCCUGCCAGUACCGGUACUGCUGUUGACUGUAUUCUGUACGACCUGAAAAGAUCGUACAUGUACUUGAGCGAGAGUUUAUUGCAAUUAGGAUUGCAGCACCGCACAUGAAUAUGCUAUCUGAUACUAUUAGUAUUAGAUGUUAUUCUCUAUGCUGUCUAAUCUGCAAAUGCUCCCUUGAGGCCAAGUGCAUGUAUGAAUUUGUUUCUUGUCGAUGCGACUGGUCACGUUCAUUGCACACUUCUGAGUGCCUAUCUAUCGGUUCUGCUAACACCCCUGCUCGACAUGUGGGUAGUGCUCCUUCGAUAUUUUGACUGCCAAGCUA
Molecule: messenger RNA, 1421 nt
Organism: Sycon ciliatum
Lineage: Eukaryota; Metazoa; Porifera; Calcarea; Leucosolenida; Sycettidae
Product: MKI67 FHA domain-interacting nucleolar phosphoprotein-like
Exons: 5
Coding region: 162-686 (174 amino acids)
Biological process (GO): maturation of LSU-rRNA from tricistronic rRNA transcript (SSU-rRNA, 5.8S rRNA, LSU-rRNA)
Cellular component (GO): nucleolus
Molecular function (GO): RNA binding
Source: RefSeq, a predicted model, not a curated record